Molecule: messenger RNA, 1716 nt
Organism: Schistocerca cancellata (South American locust)
Lineage: Eukaryota; Metazoa; Arthropoda; Insecta; Orthoptera; Acrididae
Product: chymotrypsin-like protease CTRL-1
Exons: 8
Coding region: 80-1234 (384 amino acids)
Biological process (GO): proteolysis
Molecular function (GO): serine-type endopeptidase activity
Source: RefSeq, a predicted model, not a curated record
UCCUGUACCGGAUGGCACAGCGGCGCAUCCUCUUGUUCCGGUCGCGCAUUGUUUGGCGGAGCUCGGUCCAGUCGCCGCUAUGAUCAGCUGUGGAGUGGUCGUUUUGCUGGCCAGCGCUGCUGUCGGCCUGGUCAUAGUGGAAGAAGAAGAUCCUAGAAGAUGGGUGUCAGCUGCAUACUACACUCCUUCACAUUCAGCAAACAGCGGUUCCUGUCCGAUGGACCUAGGAAGUGGAAAGAGUCAUCCAAAGUGUGUUCCACUGUCAUCGUGUCAGUUGAUUAGUGAUCUGAUGGACAGAAGUUGUCUUGCACCUGGGAAGCUGUCAGAGCUGGUGUGCGGCUACCGUGGGACAGAGCCUUUGGUUUGCUGCCCAGCGGCAGGGCUGGACACGGGGCUGCCACCAUCACCAACACGGCCUCCUCAGGACUCACCGGUGGUCACCAAACCGACUGGCUUCAGUGGCAAGUGUGGCCAGCCCAUUGUCAGAAGCUCACCAGGUGGACUUGGGUCUCAGCCGUGGGUCGCCAGGGUCGGGUUUGUUAAUGUGCAGACAGGAGGCCAAAUUUACCCAUGCAGUGGUUCAAUCAUCUCUCCUAACACAAUUCUCACAGCAGCUCAUUGUGCUCUUGCCCAACGGGAGGGCUUCAAGCUUGCUACUGUCCGUGUUGGUGAAUAUGACAGUAGGGGUGAUCCUGACUGCACCCCUCAGAUGUGUGCUUUCCCUGUUCAAGAUAUCCCCAUCAACCAUGUUGUGGUGCAUCCUGGAUUUCAAAGAAUCAAUUACAAGCAUGAUAUUGCUCUGCUUGUGCUAAAAUCUUCUAUGAAUUACUCAUUAGCUGCACAACCAAUAUGCAUCCUUCAAAAUGGAGAUGUACCUCUACAAGGAAGAAGAGGUCGACUCAUUGGUUGGGGCAAACUUCCUGGGCAAACCGGGACACCAGCGAGGCAGCAGCAGCUGGAGCUGCCCAUCGUAGCACUGGACCAGUGCCGGCAGAUCUACAGCUCCAAGCUGCCUGUCACCAAUGACCAGCUGUGUGUCGGGGGAGAGCAGGGGCGUGACGCCUGCUCUGGCUUCGGAGGUGCACCGCUCGUGCUGCUGGACGGUGCAACGAGAACGCGAUACUACCAGGUUGGGAUGGCAUCAUUUGGCUCAAACAAAUGUGGGGCCGCAAACAUUCCAAGUGUGUAUACAAACAUACAGAAAUAUGCUGAUUGGAUUAAAAACAAUAUGUAACUUUAUGGAUGUCAUACACAUUUGAUAAAGAUGGUGAUUAUAAGAACUGAAAUAAAAUAUACCAAUAUAAAUCUUGUGUUUAUUGUGAAAAUCCCUCUAUAAUUUUAACAAGUUAAAUAAUUAUAUCAGUAACUUAAAUAGACUGCAUUACUGUACUGUUGUUAUUUAUCAAAACAGGAUUGCAAUAUAAUGCCAAUUCCCACACAAUUCGACAGAAGUGAUACUUUUGGAAGCAGUAUUAUGUGCAAAGCAAUCAGUUGAGGCUUUCUGGAUUUCGAGCUACAGCCAACUCACAGUCCACACACUAAACUGCUGCUACAAAAUAAAUGUUUUGUACACAAAUGAAAAAAAGAAAAUAAUAAAACUGUCCAAUGAUGUAAUGAGAGUAAAUAAGUACACAUUAAAAUAUAGGCCUUUGUACAGAAAGUUAUGAAAGUAUCUGACUUUCUAAAUACUUUUUUCUAAAUAUUUCCUUUAAAACU